This is a messenger RNA of Drosophila innubila, 520 nucleotides long. RefSeq lists its product as uncharacterized. Lineage: Eukaryota; Metazoa; Arthropoda; Insecta; Diptera; Drosophilidae. The coding region runs from base 98 to 442 and encodes 114 amino acids. The transcript is spliced from 4 exons. The record is from RefSeq and is a predicted model, not a curated record.
GUGUGUAUGUGUUUGGGACGAUAUUUGGCCAUCAACAAAGAUAACCCGCUGUUUAUCUGGGUAUGCAGCGGCUUUGCAGAUACUAGUCGCUGCACUUAUGUUAUAUGUGUUAAUCAAAGAAGAUCAAGGUCCCCUCGCACUUGGUGUAGCAAUAGCAAUAUUUGUUUUAUUAAUCUUAUUGGUAAUCCUGCUAAUCUAUGGAAUUUGGAAGCAACACAAGACUGUAUUGAAAGUGUAUUUCGUGUGUUAUGCAAUUUCUGGAAUUGGAGCUAUUGUAUUUUUAGUACUCAAUGCCUUCCAUCUAAUUGAGUGGAGCGAAAAUGAGAAGUCUCAUUAUUGUUGGUUUGCGUAUGUACUUGCAACAUCAUUUACAGGUAUAUACGCAUAUUCAUUAGGCGUACUGUACUUUUACAUAUCAUUUUUAAAUGAUGAACCAUUGUAAUGUGGGAGUGCGUAUAAAUCCAUAUUUAAAGAUAACAUGUUGACAAAAAAUUAAAUUAAAAUAAUCAAAAUAAAUUUU